AAAGUAGAACUCUUGGACCUCAAACUAUGUAUUUUGAACCUCAGAUGCAGUAUCGAAAUCAACAUAAUUCAGCACCGUGUACUGAGCCACUGAGCCGUGAAUCAGCUGUGGAAGAACCAGAUAUUAUUGUUGUUGGCGGUGGUAUACUCGGAGCAGCAUUUGCUACAGUGAUGGCAAAAGAUGGGAGAAAGGUAACCAUGAUAGAAAGAGACAUGAAGGAACCUGACACAAUUGCUGGAGAAAUUGUGCAACCUGGAGGAAUCAAAUUACUGCAAGAACUUGGACUUCAUGAUGCUAUAAAAGGUAAGGAUGCUGCUCCCAUACGUGGGUAUUGCAUAAAAGAUCUGAUUUUCAACAUGAAAUCAACAUUGCCACUACCUCUGUCGGAAAACAAGGAGGUGAUAGAAGCAAAAGGACUCCACCAUGGGCGUUUUGUUAUGGGUCUUCGCAAGCUGGCUAUGGCAGAACCUAAUGUAACAGUCAUUGAAGGAAAUGUCACCAGUCUGCUGGAAGAAAAUGCCUGUGUUAUUGGAGUUCAGUACAAAGAUAAAGAAGGUGGAGAUGUGAAGAAACUGUAUGCUCCACUUACCCUCGUUGCUGAUGGAAUUUUUUCAAAUUUAAGGAAAAGCCUGAUUUCAAGAAAGCCACAGGUCACAUCUCAGUUCACUGGCGUUAUUAUGGAGGUGUUGCCAGGACAGAAUAUAACUACAUUGCUGUCAUGUUCAGUAAAAUCCCGAGCUAUAGUAAUGUACCCAAUUUCAACUACUGAAACUCGGGUAAUGGUGGAUACAACAGGAAUACAACCCAGAAACUUGAAAAACUUCUUGCAAGAGGAGGCAUAUUCAUACAUACCUGAUCACCAGAAGGAGGCAUUCCUUCUAGGACUACAAAAUGAUAAUUUGAAGUCAUUUCCUACAAGAUAUGUGCCUGCAGUCGCAGUGGACAAACCAGGAGUUCUUGUUUUAGGAGAUGCAUUCAAUCUGAGACACCCAUUUACAGCAGCUGGGAUGACCAUAAUAUUAAAUGAUAUUGCAAUAUUUAAACAAUUACUACAAAAUAUACCAGACCUUUAUGAUGACAAAGCCAUUCUUAAGGCAAAAAGACAAUUUUACGCAAUAAGGAAGAAGAAAUUUUCAUUUGUGAUGAAUAUUCUUGCUGAACUUAUAUACAAGUUGUUUACUGCUACAGAUGAAAGUGUAAUACAGAUAAGAAAGGCUUUGAUUUUUCGCAGCAGUCUUAGUGAGGAAUGGUCCUUGAAACUAAGUUUGCAGGUUGCUGGAUUGUCAACAAAACCAUGGACUCUGAUCAAGGUCUGCUUGGAUAUUGUACUCUGUGCUGUGUACCUUACUUUCAAGUCAGAACCCUGGUAUACCAAACCUCGUGCAAUCUUUAGGACCGGUGUCAUGUUACAUCGAGCUUCAGCACUGCUGUUACCUCUUAUAUUCUCAGAACUGAAACACCAUGAUAACUAAUUUUUUUUUUUAUUAAUAAUUUUUUAUUGAUAUUCAUGAAAUAUAAUAAUACAAGAAUUAGGAUAUAUAAAUAUACAUAUAUGUCUUAAGAACAUCAUAACAUGAAACAAUAACUAUUUGCAAUGUCCAUAACAGAUAUAAUGUCAUUAUUGUGAUUACAUUUUAUCUAGUAAUUUUUAAAGCUUUAACCAAGUUAAUUUUUUAUGUGUCUUCUUAGUGGUUCUUUCUGAAACAGUUUGUAACUCCCUAUUACAUACAAGUUUAACUAAUAAUAAAAAAUCUGCAAAUGAUAGGAUUUCUUUACAUUUCCAAUUUGAUGUAAUGAUUUUUCUUGCAAUUGCAAGUAAGGACCAAAGAAGGUGCACCUGUAUUUUGGGGAUAUGUGUUGAUAUCUGUGCAUUGAAUAGCAAUAAUGAGUCAGACACUUUGCACUUAUCCGACCACAAGGCUUUUAUGAAAUGUCUGAACUCUAUCCAAAAUGGAGUUACUAUUUUACAUGUAAUAAACAUGUGUACCCAAUCUGCACAAAGUGUUUUCUCACAUCUCCAACAUUUAUUAAGAUUAUUUUUUUAUAUCAAAUCCAUCUUAUGUGGGGUAAUAAAGCUCCUAUGGGUGU
This is a messenger RNA of Protopterus annectens (West African lungfish), 2088 nucleotides long. RefSeq names its product squalene monooxygenase-like. The coding region runs from base 27 to 1472 and encodes 481 amino acids. The record is from RefSeq and is a predicted model, not a curated record. Gene Ontology annotation, cellular component: membrane; endoplasmic reticulum. Lineage: Eukaryota; Metazoa; Chordata; Ceratodontiformes; Protopteridae. The transcript has 10 exons. Gene Ontology annotation, biological process: sterol biosynthetic process; cholesterol metabolic process. Gene Ontology annotation, molecular function: squalene monooxygenase activity; flavin adenine dinucleotide binding.